GUCUCGCGGCUCCAGCCCCGCGCCGAUCUGAGCGGAGCUCCCCCGCCGCCAGGUUUCCGGGCCAGGAAAAGCGCGUUCUUUUAGCCCUUCUUUCUUCUUCUUCUUCGGCCGGUGCUUGGUGGAAGGAAGCUUCCGAGCUCUGGUGGAAUUUUUCGACGGCGGGGAUGGAGCCGCGGGUUGGGAACAAGUUCCGGCUCGGCCGCAAGAUCGGGAGCGGCUCCUUCGGGGAGAUCUAUCUCGGGACCAAUAUCCAGACGAACGAGGAGGUCGCGAUUAAGCUGGAAAAUGUAAAGACAAAACAUCCUCAGUUGCUCUAUGAAUCAAAGAUUUACAGGAUUUUACAAGGAGGAACUGGAAUACCAAAUGUCAGAUGGUUUGGUGUCGAAGGAGACUACAACGUCUUGGUUAUGGAUUUGCUGGGGCCAAGCCUGGAGGAUCUAUUUAACUUUUGCAGCAGAAAAUUGUCUCUUAAGACUGUACUUAUGCUUGCCGAUCAGAUGAUAAAUCGAGUGGAGUUUGUCCAUUCCAAGUCUUUUCUGCAUCGAGACAUCAAGCCAGAUAAUUUUCUCAUGGGCCUUGGUAGGCGAGCUAAUCAGGUAUAUGUUAUAGACUUUGGUCUUGCCAAAAAGUACAGGGAUACUUCAACUCAUCAACACAUCCCAUACAGAGAGAAUAAGAACUUGACUGGGACAGCAAGAUAUGCAAGUGUGAACACUCAUCUUGGCAUUGAACAAAGCCGAAGAGAUGACUUGGAAUCUCUUGGAUAUGUACUCAUGUACUUCCUAAGGGGAAGCCUACCUUGGCAAGGUCUGAAAGCAGGAACAAAGAAGCAAAAGUAUGAGAAGAUCAGUGAGAAAAAAGUUGCAACAUCAAUUGAGGCUUUAUGUCGUGGGUAUCCUACCGAGUUCACAUCAUAUUUCCAUUAUUGCCGCUCGCUUCGGUUUGAUGACAAGCCUGAUUAUUCCUACCUUAAGCGACUCUUCCGUGACCUCUUUAUCCGUGAAGGUUUUCAGUUUGAUUAUGUAUUUGACUGGACAAUACUGAAGUACCAGCAAUCACAGAUUGCUAGUGCUCCUCCUCGUGUUGUGGGCCAUGGCGCAGGACCUUCUGGGUUGACACCACCUGCACUGCAGAAUGAUAGUCAGUCUGGCGCCGUUGAAGGGAGGAUUAGUGGUUGGUCAGCAAUGGACCGCCGCCGUGCCCCACCACCCCCUAUUGCAAGUGUGGGGAAUUCUUCUAAGCAGAAAGCCCCUGUAGGAAAUGAUGCCCCUAUUUCUAAAGAUCCUGCGACAUCUGGCUCAAAUCUCUUGGGACGGUCAAGUGGAUCGUCAAGAAGAGCUGCUGUUUCAAGUAGCCGGGAUGCUAUGGCAAGUGAUACUUAUGAGCCUUCACGAUCACGCACAACUGAUGCAAGCCCUGGGGCAUUUCGUAGGGCCUCAGGUACUCAGAGAAGCCCACCAAUAGAUUCUGCAGAGCCAAAGCGCUCCUCUUCAGCGCGGCACCCAUCCAACACAAAGAACUACGAGUCUGCUCUCAAAGGAGAUGAUUAGGAGGAGGAUGUGAAGGGCUAUUGCCAGGUGAUGGUCCUCUGGACUCAGUAAAUAAAUCGUCAGCCCGAGGCGCAUGGAAUUCAGCUCUCAUAAUUUAUUGUGGUUGUUCUGUAAAUGUCUUUAUAGUUUGUUAAUCUGGCGCCUCUUGAGUUCGUGGGUCUGUUGUAUUAUUUAUAUGUCUAUGAGAAUUGCUGUCUCUGGACAGCCAAGAUCAGCUGGUAAAACUUGUAUUUGGAAAAAUGAAACUUGAUCAUGUAGAAUUUUUUCAUCAGUUCAUUGAGCAAAUUUGCCUGAUAACAA
This is a messenger RNA of Lolium rigidum, 1850 nucleotides long. Its product is annotated as casein kinase 1-like protein 2. Gene Ontology annotation, molecular function: protein serine/threonine kinase activity; ATP binding. Gene Ontology annotation, biological process: signal transduction; endocytosis; peptidyl-serine phosphorylation. The coding region runs from base 165 to 1550 and encodes 461 amino acids. The record is from RefSeq and is a predicted model, not a curated record. NCBI's taxonomy places the organism in Eukaryota, Viridiplantae, Streptophyta, Magnoliopsida, Poales, Poaceae. The transcript is spliced from 15 exons. Gene Ontology annotation, cellular component: cytoplasm; nucleus.